Messenger RNA from Apis cerana (Asiatic honeybee), 2219 nucleotides. Its product is annotated as tubulin polyglutamylase complex subunit 2. Lineage: Eukaryota; Metazoa; Arthropoda; Insecta; Hymenoptera; Apidae. Gene Ontology annotation, biological process: protein polyglutamylation. The record is from RefSeq and is a predicted model, not a curated record.
UAAUUAAUUAAUUAAUAAGAUUUCAAGUAAAUGAAAUAAGUAAAUAAAUUUAGAUUUAUUUCAAAACUAUUAUUAUUUUCAUUUUUAAUGAAAAUAUUUGAAAAAUAAUUUAUAAUAAUAUAAUGAAUAAUAAAUUGUUCAAAGUAAAAAAAAUUAAAAAAAAAAUAUACAGAAUAAAUGAACAGACAUUUUUAAUUAUAGAAUCGAACAAGUUUUUAACUCGACUCUCAAUCGUUACCAGCAGCUGUUCUUUUUUAUAUGUAUAUAGUUGAAUAAUAGAUACGUUAAAAAUUACUCAUUUUAGGAGAAAAGAAUAUAGGAGAAAAAGAGGUGCAUAGUUUCUAAAAGGAACCACCCUCGUGCGUGCAUAAUAAUUAUUCCACCUGCACUCUCUCCCACAGUUGUCGUGCAAUAUAAACCUGCGCAAGCGUUCGAUACAACCUUUGCUGGUUCGUUUGAAUAUGAGAAAAGUGGAUAUACUAGUAGUUCGCUUUCGUAUUCCGUCACCAUGACGAUCAACAACGGACCAAACCAGUCCGAUUCAUUAGCACGAUUAUUCUUGGUUUUACAGUCGUUCACAAGCGAUUUAAAAUUUCCUUGUUGUAAAUCGAAAUUUUUUAUUUAUAGAAGAAUUUAUAGAUAAAGAAAAUUAAUUAAAAAAGAAAAAAAAUAAAUAAUGGUGUACAUUGUAGUAAGAUAAAAUAGAUUGGAAAAAAAAGAUAAUAUCAGAAAAUAAUUGGUUUUGAAGAAUUUUAAAAAUUAUAUUAACCAGAAGAUAAAAAUUCUUCUAAUAAUAAUGAAACGUAGUUUUUCAAGAAAUCAUUUUGGAUUGAAAAUUUCAAAGUUUUCCCUUUAUUGAUAAAAUAAUUCAAUUUUAGUGCAAUUUAACGAUUCAUUCUUCUCAACGAAUAAUCAAAAAUCUUUAUUAUAUAAUUUCAGAUGCUUCUGAAUUUUUUAAAAAUAAAAAAUGUUUAUCAUUCAAAAGAAUGAUUUUUAAUUAUUAAAUAUUAAGAUCGAUAUAAUAUUUAAUUAAUAAACAUUAAUAUUUUUCGAAAUCGUUCUUUGUGGGAAAAUUGAUGAACGAAUAUUAAAAAAAAAAAAAAAAAUACAUAAUAACUCAAUGUCUUUCUUCGUCGAUAUCGUAACGGAGGAUUCUUUUUACGAGAAUCUUACAUUAGGUGUGGUCAAGAUUCUCGAAAGUUUUCCAUAUGUAAAAAAUGUACGAGUCGAUCGUAGAAACGGAUGUGAAACUACGGUCAUUAAUAGCUGGGAACAACGCCAUUGUUGUACACUCCCAGAAGAUGUUAAGAACUUUUACGCCUCGAUCGACGGCUUUCUGCUUCAAUGGAAUCUUGAGAUAGCAGGUGAAGAAUUUCCCAUAGGAUGCAUGGAAAUUGGCACCUUUUCCUCUUUAAAACGCUAUACAAACAAUUCUAAAAAUUAUCAAACAGAUGCUACUAAGAAAGAAUCUUAUAAUGACAUUCAUAAAUCAGACAAUGAAAUUUGUGGUAGUUCUACCGAUCUUGAAAAUACAAUUUCACUUCAUUUGCAGGAAAAUGAUUACAAAAUGUUUGAAAUAGCAAGAUGCUUUCCAGAAAGUGAAAUUGCCAAGAUCUAUUUGGUAUAUCGUAUAAAACCGGAAGUGGAGUCGCCAACAAUCUGGCUGCAUCGAGAGAGUACUAAUAAAUGGUAUCGCUUAGCAGAAAAUUUCACUAUAUAUUUUCGUAUGAUGCUUGUUCAUUUGGGUCUGCCAUUGUGGCAAUGUUGCGUGGCUGGUUUGUCUCUUCCAGCAUGGAUACAACAAGUCUAUUUUUUAAUUGGUCCUCAUUUACUUCCUUCUACCGUUGAACCAAUGGAGACAAUUUCUACUUCCAUGUGGAACAAUGGACCUACAAAUAUUAUCGAUCCAGCUAUUUUUAAAGGAAGAGAAGGAAAACAAAAAAAUUCAAAAAAGAAAUAAUUUUUAUAACAUUAUGGUUUCACUCUUCUUAAUAUAUGGUUUGUAAGAUUCAAGAGUAGAUAAAAUUGAUGUUUUUAAAUUAGUAGAAUGUGCAUCUACAUUUAUGUACGUAAAAGUAAAUUAUAAAAUUAUAAAAGUAAAUAAUAUUUUUUUCAUGAAGAUAUUUUUUGUUGAAUAUAUUGUUGUUAUGAUAUCAUAGUAAUAAAAUUUCAUUAAAGCAUUAAUAAAACAUGUAUUAAUACAUUUCAAUUGAUGAAAA